Messenger RNA from Condylura cristata (star-nosed mole), 8015 nucleotides. RefSeq names its product centromere protein E, 312kDa (gene CENPE). Gene Ontology annotation, molecular function: microtubule binding; ATP binding; plus-end-directed microtubule motor activity. Gene Ontology annotation, biological process: microtubule-based movement; mitotic cell cycle. NCBI's taxonomy places the organism in Eukaryota, Metazoa, Chordata, Mammalia, Eulipotyphla, Talpidae. The transcript has 47 exons. The record is from RefSeq and is a predicted model, not a curated record. Gene Ontology annotation, cellular component: microtubule.
AUGGCCGCAGAGAAGACGCUGACACGGACUCCCACCGUGCCGUCCCCAGGCAAGGCUGCCCCCGCCGGCCGGCGGGUCGAAGAAGCUCUUGGAGAAGAGUCCCAAGUUUACUGGAAAACUGACAACAAUGCUAUUUAUCAAGUUGAUGGGAGUAAAUCCUUCAAUUUUGAUCGUGUCUUCCAUAGUAAUGAGACCACUAAGAACGUGUAUGAAGAAAUAGCAGUACCAAUCAUAGACUCUGCCAUCCAAGGCUACAAUGGUACUAUCUUUGCCUAUGGGCAGACUGCUUCAGGAAAAACUUACACUAUGAUGGGGUCAAAAGAAUAUUUGGGUGUAAUACCCAGGGCGAUUCAUGACAUUUUCCAAAAAAUUAAAAAGUUUCCUGACAGGGAAUUUCUCUUACGUGUGUCUUACAUGGAGAUCUACAACGAGACCAUUACAGACUUACUCUGUGACACGCAAAAAAUGAAGCCUUUAAUCAUUCGGGAAGACUUCAAUAGGAAUGUGUACGUGUCUGAUCUCACAGAAGAAGUGGUCUACACGUCAGAAAUGGCCUUGAAGUGGAUCACAAAGGGAGAGAAAAACAGACAUUACGGAAUUACGAAAAUGAAUCAAAGAAGCAGUCGUUCUCAUACCAUUUUCAGGAUGAUUUUGGAAAGCAGAGAGAAAGGCGAAUCUUCCAGCUGUGACGGCUCCGUCAAGGUUUCCCACCUGAACUUGGUUGAUCUCGCGGGCAGUGAAAGAGCUGCCCAGACAGGAGCAGAAGGCGUGCGGCUCAAGGAAGGCUGCAACAUAAAUCGAAGCCUGUUUAUUUUGGGACAAGUCAUCAAGAAGCUGAGUGACGGACAAGCAGGCGGUUUCAUAAAUUAUCGAGAUAGCAAAUUAACACGAAUUCUCCAGAAUUCCUUGGGAGGAAAUGCCAAAACACGUAUCAUCUGCACAAUUACUCCCGUGUCUUAUGAUGAAACCCUUACCACUCUGCAGUUUGCCAGCACUGCUAAAUACAUGAAGAACACUCCCUAUGUUAACGAGGUGUCCAGCGAUGAAGCUCUUCUGAAGAGAUACAGGAAGGAAAUCAUGGACCUUAAAAAACAGUUAGAGGAGGUUUCCUUAGAGACUCGGGCCCAGGCAAUGGAAAAAGACCAGUUGGCCCAACUUCUGGAAGAAAAAGAUUUGCUUCAGAAAGUGCAGAUUGAGAAAAUUCAGAACUUAACACGGAUGCUAGUGACUUCUUCUUCCCUCACCUCCCAGCAGGAAUUAAAGGCUAAAAGAAAACGAAGAGUCACUUGGUGUCUUGGGAAAAUUAACAAAAUGAAGGAAUCAAACUAUGUCAAUGAAUUUAACAUGCCAGCAAAUGUAACAACAAAAUCAGAAAGAGCUACUCUAACGGUCCUGGGGGAAAUCGAUGAAUCGCUUUGUUCAGAGUCUGAUGUUUUCAGCAACACACUCGAUCCGUUAACAGAGGUAGAGUGGAACCCAGCGACAAAGCUACUAAGUCAGGAAAACUUAGAGAGUGAGCUGAGCUCACUUCGUGCUAACUAUGAUAAUCUGGUGCUGGACUAUGAACAGCUGCGAAGAGAAAAUGAAGAAAUGGAGUUGAAAUUGAAAGAAAAGAACGAUUUGGAUGAAUUUGAGGCUCUGGAAAGAAAAGCUGAAAAAGAUCAAGAGAAUGAACUAAGCUCAAAAGUAGAGAUGCUAAAAGAAAAAGAAGACCAGAUUAAGAAGCUACAGAAAUACAUAGACUCUCAACAGUCAGAAAACACAAGAAUGGACCUGUCGUGCUCAUCGGAAAACACUGGUGACCUAAAACAAAUAAAGCAGACCCUGCUUGAUGUGGAAACUGUCGCCCUUGAUUCCAAGAGAGAGUCAGCCUUUCUUAGAAGUGAAAACUUGGAGCUGAAAGAGAAAAUGAAAGAACUGGUGAGUUCAUGCAGUCAAAUGGAAAAUGACAUUCGUACAUAUCAAAGGCAGUUGGAGACAAAAAAGAAAAUGCAAAUGGACCUAGAGAAAGAGUUGCAGUCUUCUUACAAUGAAAUAACAAAGCUCACUUCCCUCGUGGAUGGCAAGAUUCCAAAAGAUUUGCUCUGUAACUUGGAAUUGGAAAGAAAGAUUGCUGAUCUUCAAAAGGAACUGAAUAAAGAAGUAGAAGAAAAUGCAGCUUUGCGCAAUGAAAUCAACAUGCUCUCAGAAUUGAAGCCUUUGCCGUCAGAAAUAGAAAUGCUGAGGGAAGAGAUAAAUGCUAAGUCUGAAGCGCUCUCUACAGUGACGUCAGAAAAGGACCGCUUGUUUUCUGAGGUAGUUCAUAAGGAAAGCAGGAUUCAAGGCUUAACUGGGGAAAUUGGGAAAGCUAAGGACAUUCUGUCGCUACCCAGACGCUCUGUAAAGGCACAGGUCGAGGCAUCGUGAGUCAAAGACUCACCUUGAACUCAAAGGACUCACCUUACGCUGUGGGAUUGGUUCCUGUAGGCAGUUCGCAGAGUGCUCUCCUCACAUGUGCUUGUUUUAAAGCUUUCUCACAAAACCCAGGAACUUGAGCAGAAAGCAACAGAGAGUCAAGCUAGGCUGAGCGGGAUGGAGCAGCUGCAGGCGCAUGUGGAGAGUAGCAGUUCCAGGCUGCAAGUGCUGGAGAGCGAGAAGACAGCGGCUACUGAGAGGCUGCAACAGGCCUUGGAGGAAGUGAGAGCCCUGGUCCAAGAGAGGGACGAGCUGAGACAGCUGCAGGAGCACCUGCAGGCGGAACGGGACCAGCUGAGGAGUGACAUCCAGGACACCGUCCACAUGAACAUAGAGACCCAGGAACAGCUACGAGAUGCUUUGGAGUCCUUGAAACAACACCAGCAGACAAUCACCACACUGAAAAUGAAACUGUGUGACGACGUUUCCAGGGAUUUGCCAAAAGAGAAAAACACAGGAGAAACUGAGGAUGGAUUUCAGGGAGAGGCAUCUGGCGUGGAUACACAGAACUUGGAGGCCAGAACAGCCCAGAUGCUGAUCACAGGCGUAGAUGAUCAUGAGCAACAGAAAAAGAUCCUUUCUUUAGUGCAGGAGAAAGAGGAGCUGCAGCAGGAGGUGGCAAGGGUCACCGCAGAAAAGGAGCAGCUGGAGGCCGACCUCAAGGACAGCAUUGAAAUGACAAUUGAAAACCAGGAAGAACUGAGAAUUCUUAGAGUUGAACUUAAAAAGCAACAAGAGAUCAUUACACAAGAAAAGGCCUGUACCAUCCAGAAAGAUGAGCUUUCCAGGGCCCAUGAGAAACUAUUAGAAGCUGAAGAAAAGCUAAAGGAAAAGAGCCAACAACUUGAAGAAAAACAGCAGCAACUUUUUAUUGUACAAGAAGAGGUGAGGGAGAUGCAGAAAAAGAUGAAUGAUAUGGAGAAUUUAAAGAAUGAAUUAAAGAACCAAGAAUUAACAUUGGAACGGCUGGAAGAAGAGAGACUAGAUUUGGCUCAGAAACUUCAUGAAAACCGUGAAGAAAUGAAAUCCCUAACCAGAGAAAGAAAUGACCUCAAGGAAUUACAAGAUUCAUUUGAAAUAGAGAGAGAGAAACUUAAAGAGAAUAUAAGAGAAAUGGAACUGAAAGGUCUAGAAACAAAGGAAGAACUAAGAAUGGCCCACAUUCAUCUGAAAGAGCACCAGGAAACUAUUGAUGAACUAAGAAAUACUGUUGAGAAGACAUCACAAAUGGUUUCUAUUCGGGACUUAGAAAAAUCCAAUACUGGAUUACAGCGCGAGACCCCAGAUUCCCCUGAGGAGCAGCAGCUGCCUGCUGGCCCGAGUGAGGUCUGCCGGACCCGGGAGACAGUGGACGAAUGGGCACCCUGGGAAAAACCGCCCGGCACCGAGAAUGCGGCCGUGGUGGCCGGCGCGGGAGAGGAUCCGCCCAAGCCCACGGGAAAGCUACAGGAGAGCCCUAGGGCGGGGAGACCACUAGCUGGGGAGAGAGGCCACCUGAAAAGGACAGAAGAGACGCUUCGAGCUGAGCAGCUAGAAGAAGACGGGAGCAGGGCCGUGGCCGACGCCCAAGAGUCUCAAGAAGAGCAAGAACAGUCCUUCAACAUGGAAGAAAAAGACAGUGUGACUAGGAAAACGAUGAGCGAGGUAAGGGGAUCAGAGGCAGCACUCAGUGGCGAAGCUGUAUCUAUCCCAGAGCUGGGGAUGGGAGGGCCCAGCUGCUCACAAGGGCUGCGGGGAGCCCGUCAGGCUGACAGUGACCAACUCCGAGAAAAGUUGGAAGCGCUCACAGCUGAACACCAAGAAACCGAAAAGGAACUGAGAAUUGCUCGUCACCACCUGAAAGAACACGUGGAAACCAUUGAUCAGCUGAAAGUGGCUCUUUGCGAGAGGGAAACUGAACUGUCAAGAGUGCAGAAGGAACUGGAAACAGCCCACCGUGAGUUACAGGAAAAGCUCCAGGAGCUUCAUGAGAAACAGGGACAACUCACCACCGUCAAAGAAAUCAGGGAGCCUCAGGGGGAGAAGAGCGACGUGCAGCACUUACAGGAGCUUCUCAAAGCCAGAGACGCGUCACUACAGCGCGCGGACGGCGAGAGGCUCGAGCUGCUGGAGAGGCUUCACGAGAGUCAGCAAGAAAUGAAAACGAUAACGAAGGAAAGGGAUGAGCUGGAGGGCGUGCAGGAAGCCCUGCAGAGGGAGAGAGACCUGCCCAGGGAAAACGCUGAAGGAAUCGAAGCCAGAGGACAGAAAAUCCAAGAGGAGCUAAAAGCUUGUGUUCUCCUGAUGGAGUCCCAAGAAACGGUUGGCGCGGGGAACCUGUCAGAGGAGACAGACCUGGUGGCAUGGACGCAGGGAGGCCCAGACGCUGGGUCACCGGGCACGGCCCAGGAGCGUCCGCCUGUCGAGGGGGCAGCGGUCAAUGAGGCUCAGGCCACAACAUGUGAAGCGGAGCGCAAGGCCCAGAUGUCCACUCUGGAGGACCCAGAGACGGAGACACUGCACCAACACCUGGAAGAAAUGAGAUCUGUUUGCAAAGAAAGAGAUGAGCUUCGGUGUGAGCAGGCGACCCUCAGGGCAGAGAGGGAGCAGCUCCAGGAGAGUCUACGGGGAGCCGUGUGCAGGGACCUGGAAAUACGAGAGGAGCUAGAAGCUGCUCGCCUGAGUCUGAAGGAGCAGCAGGACACCAUCAGUAAGCUCCAAGGGCUGGUGUCACAGAAGACAAGUGAAAUAUCUAGCAUACAAAUGGACUUAGAAAACACAAAUUCCGUCUUAAAAUCACAGGACCUGGAAACACGAGAGGAACUAGAAGGUGUGCACACGCGUCUGAAAGAGCAGCAGGAAACCAUUGAUGAAUUCCGAGGGGCAGUCCUACAGAAGACGGGUGAAAUAGCCAGUCUGCAGGUGCAGCUAGAGAACACAAACGCCGAGCUACAAGAAAAGAUCCAAGAACUGAAGGCAAAUGAACAGCAGCUUCUAAAGUUAAAAGAAGAUGUUGGUGAGACACAGAAAAAAAUGCCUGAGGUGGAGCGAUUGAAAUCACAACUGAAGGCCCAAGGUCUGGCCCUGGGUAAGGUAGAAAUGGAGAACUUAACUCUGGCUCAGAAACUGCAUGAGAACCUUGAAGAAAUGAAAUCUGUAACAAGAGAAAGGGAUCGUCUCAGAAGAAUAGAAGAGACACUCAGUCUGGAGAGAGACCAGCUCCGGGGAGAGCUGCAGGGAGCCCUGGCCAGGGAUCAGGAAACACGAGGAGAACUGAACACCGCUCGUGUGCAUUUGAAGGAGCAUCAGGAAACUAUCAGUAAACUCAGAGAGAGCCUUUCCGAGAAGGCAGCGCAGAUUUCAUAUAUUCAGAAGGAUUUAAAUAAGGCAAAAGAUGGGUCACAGAAGAAGCAGGACCAGCAGGACCACAGAGCACUAGUAAAAUGUGGGAAAACAUCAGUAUGUGAUGGGAAACGCCUGACAGAAAACCUGAGAGAAAAGUGUUCUAGGAUAAAAGACCUUCUGAAGAAAUACGUGGAGCUGGAUGAUCACUGUGACUGCCUAGGCGCAUUGUCUCUUCACCUGGAGAAGGAAAUUGAAACCCAGAAAGAGCUUUCGGCUAGAAUCAAAGCCACCCUCCCACUUCCAUCUCCACAAACCAAGGAAAUUCAAAAACUUCUCACUGCAAACCAAAGAUGUUCCAUGGAAUUCCACCGGGUCACAAAGAAACUCAAGUAUGUGUUAAGUCACAUUACAAAGAUCAAGGAAGAAAGUCAUGAAUCCAUCAAUAAAUUUGAAACGGCUGUUGUGGACGAAGUGGAAAGGCAGAAUGAGCUGCUGGCCGAGACACAGCUCCUGCAGCCGCAUGGUGACGGACUGUCCGGAGGAGCUGGAGACCUUGAAGAGAACUUGGAUCUGCACGCUGAGGUAAUUCUCAGUGAUCUUGCAGAAAGCAAGUUCCACAGCAUAAAUACUGAAUUUCAAGAAGUACUAAGCAGGAGGAAAGAGAUGACCCGGUUUUUGGAAGAGUGGUUAAAUACUCGUUUUGACACAGAGAAGCUUAAAAGUGGCAUCCAGAGGGCAAAUGAUCGACUCUGCCAAGUGAAUAGCUUCUAUAACAGCAAGAUCAUUGCUAUAAUGAAUGAAUCCACAGAAUUUGAGGAAAGAAAUGCAGUUGUUGCCAAAGAAUGGGAGCAGAGACUUAAAUCAGUGAGAGAGAAAAAUGAAAAACUGUUUAAAAACUACCAAACUUUGAAGAUCCCCCAGACAUCUGGUGCCCUUGUCAACCCUGCUCCCACAGGCGAGAAGAAUCAUGUCACGACCAGAGCUCCACAGCCUACCUCAGAGAGAAUUCAGGAGCUGGAAGCCUCGCUGCGUGAAGCUAAAGACAGCGCUAAGCAUAAAGAAAGCAAGAUCACAAAGAUGGAGAAGGAACUUGAGAUGAUGACCAAUAUGGUGGCAGAACUCAAAGGGAAAGUGAAUGAAUCAAAUAAAUGCCUUGAGAAAACAAGAGAGAUGAUGCAAGCCCUUCAGGACAAGGCCGCUCUGGGAGUCAAACCCUAUAAAGAAGAAAUCGAAGAUCUCAAAACAAAGCUGGUAAAAGUAGACCUGGAGAAGAUGGCGCACGCCAAGGAGUUUGAGAAGGAGAUGACGUCUGUAAAAGCCACUGUAGACUACCAGAAAGAAGUUAUAAGAGCACUGAGAGAAAAUCUGCGAAGAAAUCAGCAGGCCCAAGAUACCUCAAUGGUCUCAGAGCACGCCGAGGCGCAGCCUGCAAAGAAACCCCUGACCUGUGGCGGUGGCAGCGGCAUUGUACAAAGCACGAAAGCGCUCAUCCUGAAGAGUGAAUAUGUAAGGCUAGAAAAAGAAAACUGCAAGUUAAAGCAGCAAAACGAACAGCUCAUGAAGCAGAAGAGCGAACUGCUAAGCAAUAACCACCACCUUUCCAGUGAGUUCAGGACCUGGAAGGAGAGAAGCUUGAAGAGAGACACUCACGGGGAAGCAGCCUGUGAGAAUUCCCCGAAGGCAGCUGGCGCAGCCCCUAAGAGGAGGCACCGCACACCCUCGCGGUGCAAGGAGCGGAACGGGCCAGAGCCCACAGCCCAGGAGUCGCCCAAGUCUUGGUUCUUCAAUAGCCGCUCCAGCUCUUUCCCAGCACCGCACCCAGUUCGCUACUUCGACAACUCAGGCCUCGGCCUUUGCCCAGAAGAACAGACCGCUGGAGCAGAGAAUGUGGCCCCACAACCGGGGGCCUGGCUCACCUCUGGGGCUGAUGUGCCGGAGUGCAAGACCCAGUAGCCUGGUCGCUGCUGCUCUGCCGCCCCCGAGCGCCGGGGCCUUGCUGGGAAGCGCCAUCACGGCUGACCUCGUUUCAGUUCCAUUUUCCCUUUGCCACCAGAGUUGGAAGGUGAACGGAGAUAAGUGCAGUAAUUUGGGAGGGUGAUGGGAUGCCUGCUUUCUCAACAUGCCAAUAUUUUAGAAAUCAGCCAUUUAAUUUAUUUGUGUAUUUUGUAAAGAAUAAAGUUGUUGGAGAAGUGAGGUCUUUCCAGAUAUAUGAAAUAUAUACACUCUACUAGUGUAAA